AAUUCUGAUAUAAUUAUUUAAAUGGAAAGUUUUAAUCAACCCUCAUCUUGAAGCUCGAAUAAAGCCAUAGUUCUGGACUUUGAUAGCAAGAGCAUUCAAGAGUUAUUUUACAAUCAGUUUGCUGAUGGAUCAACUGAAGCGGCCAACAAAGAGUUCUGAGAAGGAUUUAUAAAAGAAGUGGAAAAUAAUGAUGUAGCUGUGUACAUCUAUAAAAACACCUCCCCUUCACAGAAAGAGUCAGUUGAAGAAGUUCUUGAUGCUAUUUUUGAUGAAAAAGCAUCUUACAGGCUUAUUUCUUCUAAGGCUCUCUUAUUUAUGAUCUUAGGAAUGAUUUUUAACAGAAAGUGUAGUGUGAUCGUCUAUUCGUCAGAAAGACUGUUUAUCCCAGUAGAGAUAUUCCAGGAGCUCGGGAUCACUAAUAAGUCUGAGACCUCUGUAAUUUUCAGAGACUCAAAAAUGUUGAAGAGUUUUGCUCUGAAAGAGUUUGAACCAGAUCUUAGAACUUCUGAGCAAAUUCUUUCUAAAAAAUGCCCCCCUAGCUCCGAAACAACUGAUUCUGGUGGGAAACUCUCUUUUCAAAAGAAAGAGUUGAUAAUGAGUGAAAAGAUGACAUCGCCACCAGCUCUUCUGUUGUACCCUUUAAUGUCUUGUUCUACAUCCACAAAGAAUAAAAUUAGUAGCAUUGAAGAUCUCACUCUCUCUUCAAUGUCAGAUGGUAUUGCUGGCACAUUGGAACAAAAUAAUGAAAAAUAUGAAAUAAUUUUUAAUGAUCUUCUUCCUAAACUUUUGAACAAAAAGAAAGAGAAAAGUAAGGAAUUUUCGAAGUUAAUUGUCUACCUGAAUAACACAGUGGAGCAACACCUUCUUAAACAUACUCACAUGAGCACACAAGAAAGACAAGACUUCUUUGUAUUCACCUUCUUGAAAUUAUGAAAGAAGCAGUGGCUCAGAGGUGAACUUCCAGAUCUGCUGAUGAGUCUUCCUCCAGGCUCCUUAUAAACUAUGAGAAGCUGACAAACAUGGGACAAGCUGAACUAAGUAUUGACUCCUCGGAGAUACCCAACCUAGCCUUAGCAACUUCACCAAAGAAAUCAAGUAUGUACAGAAAGAAUGCUACCAUCCUAUCAGCAAUAGUAACAACGAUGAUAAAAAUGAUGGUUGGUGAUCAGGAAGUAAGGAGCAUCAACAAUCCUAUUUCCAUGAAAAAGUUGAAGCUCCAAAUCAUACAGUGGAUAAAUACGUAUACCAAGGCAAAUAAGGAGGAUAAAAAUAUUCGCUUUCCUUGAUACUAUAAGAGCAUACCUAAUAUAAUAGUCCAGGUACUCAAACACAAAGAAGUUAUAACACAAUCCGAAGAAGGUGUCCUAAUUGAUUGGGAUGGACUGGACCUACUGUCUGAAGAGUUGGAAAAGGUUUCAGAUCAAUCUUACUUCAUUCCUUACUUCCAAUCGUUUAAGUAAAGAUAAUUUAUAAGCCACCCAGUACUCAAAACAUCUAAUAACCUUCUCCUGGCUAAUCCUAAGCUUAUUCGAACCAAGCUUGUCUUAAGAACUACUCUGAGAAUUCACCUGUUAAACAAGUUACUAACAUGUCAGUAUAGCAUAACAAUGGUU
This is a messenger RNA of Moneuplotes crassus, 1613 nucleotides long. The record is from the annotation of a GenBank genome assembly. Lineage: Eukaryota; Ciliophora; Spirotrichea; Euplotida; Euplotidae.